This is a messenger RNA of Vespa crabro (European hornet), 544 nucleotides long. Its product is annotated as ribonuclease H2 subunit C. Bases 39 to 437 code for a protein of 132 amino acids. Gene Ontology annotation, cellular component: ribonuclease H2 complex. The record is from RefSeq and is a predicted model, not a curated record. NCBI's taxonomy places the organism in Eukaryota, Metazoa, Arthropoda, Insecta, Hymenoptera, Vespidae. Gene Ontology annotation, biological process: RNA catabolic process. The transcript is spliced from 3 exons.
UUCCCGCCUUUUUAUGAUGAAAAGAUAUAUCUUCAAGCAUGGCUGUACGAUUGCACGUUAACGAUGAUUUACACGAAGAAAAAGAAUCUGUUAUACAUUUAAUGCCUUGUAAAAUACAUGGCGAUGGACCAGCUAAUGUUUCAUCCUUUUUUCAACCAUACAUACGCAAAAUAGAUAAUGAAAAUUACAAUAUUUCAUUCCGUGGAUAUCCACUUCAAGGAAAAAAAAUCAAGAUUCCUAGUGAUUAUAAAGGUAUAAUCUUUUUUGAACAUAAGAAACCGGAUGCUGAAAAUAUGCAACGUAACUUGUAUUCGAACGGGAGCUUCUCAGAAUUUACAUAUUGGAAUUAUGACAAAAUACCAUCUAAAAAUGAUGCCUUAGCAGCAGCAUUAGAUUGGAUCGACAUAGCAGAGGCACUUCAUGGUACAGAUAUAUAGCAGAACUUUUUAAAGAAUAAGCUAGUUUUAUGGAAAUGUUAAAUACACUUAUUAAAUUUUUUACUUUUGAUAUAAAAAUAUAAAAUAAAGAGAUUCUCGAAAUUGAA